Messenger RNA from Fundulus heteroclitus (mummichog), 2114 nucleotides. RefSeq names its product Obg-like ATPase 1 (gene ola1). Gene Ontology annotation, molecular function: GTP binding; ATP hydrolysis activity; ATP binding. Lineage: Eukaryota; Metazoa; Chordata; Actinopteri; Cyprinodontiformes; Fundulidae. Bases 145 to 1332 code for a protein of 395 amino acids. The record is from RefSeq and is a predicted model, not a curated record. The transcript is spliced from 11 exons. Gene Ontology annotation, cellular component: cytoplasm.
GUCGUUCUAGACGUCUGCCUGACCAAUCAGAGACGCUUUGCGUCAAAACCCUUCCGGUUAGCUUUCCGACCUGCCUUUCCAGUGGGGUGGCUGGUGUGUGCGGGCAGCAGAGGAGCGAACACCACGUAGGAGAAAGGAUUAAAGAUGCCUCCGAAAAAGACAGAAGCUCCAAAACAACCUCCGUUGAUUGGGCGAUUUGGAACAUCCCUGAAAAUUGGCAUCGUGGGGUUGCCUAAUGUCGGGAAGUCGACAUUUUUCAACGUGCUAACCAAAAGCCAAGCUGCUGCAGAUAACUUCCCGUUCUGCACUAUUGAUCCCAACGAGAGCAGGGUGCCGGUCCCCGAUGAGCGCUUCGACUACCUGUGCCAGUACCACAAGCCAGCCAGUAAGGUUCCUGCUUUCCUGAAUGUCGUUGACAUUGCUGGUCUGGUGAAGGGAGCUCACUCAGGGCAGGGACUUGGAAAUGCCUUCCUCUCUCAUAUCAGUGCCUGCGAUGCCAUUUUCCACAUGACCCGUGCAUUCGACGAUGAAGACAUUACCCACGUGGAAGGCAGCGUCGACCCGGUGAGAGACAUCGAGAUCAUCCACGAGGAGCUGCGGCUAAAAGACGAGGAAAUGAUCGACCCGAUCAUCGACAAGCUGGAGAAAACCGCCGUCAGAGGUGGAGACAAAAAACUGAAACCUGAAUAUGACAUCAUGUUGAAGGUAAAGAACUGGGUGGUGGAAGAGAAGAAACACGUUCGAUUUUACCACGAGUGGAACGACAAAGAGAUUGAGGUGCUGAACAAAUACCUGUUUCUGACAUCAAAGCCCAUGAUCUACCUGGUUAAUCUCUCCGAGAAGGAUUACAUCAGAAAAAAGAACAAGUGGCUGGCAAAAAUCAAAGAGUGGGUAGAUGCCCACGAUCCUGGUGCCGUGGUCAUCCCGCUGAGCGGAGCUGUGGAGGCCAAGAUUCAGGAGAUGGAGGAGGAGGAGCGGAACAAGUACUGCGAGGAACAGAAAACACAGAGUGUUCUGACCAAAAUAAUAAAGACGGGCUAUUCAGCUCUUCAGCUGGAAUACUUCUUCACGGCAGGGCCGGAUGAGGUGCGAGCGUGGACCAUCAGGAAAGGAGCCAAAGCGCCUCAAGCUGCAGGGAAAAUCCACACCGACUUUGAGAAAGGCUUCAUCAUGGCUGAGGUGAUGAAGUUCAAUGACUUCAAAGAGGAGGGCAGCGAGAACGCAGUCAAGGCCGCCGGCAAAUACAGACAGCAGGGCAGGAACUACGUCGUGGAGGAUGGCGACAUUAUCUUUUUCAAAUUCAACACACCCAACGCACCCAAAAAGAAAUAAAGGGACCACAUAAUCGCUGAGGGAGUAUCUCUGUACAGUACGGUCGGGCUCCAAAGGGCUGCACUGUUGGCUGGUUUUUAUAAUUCUCCUUUAAAACCGAAAAUCAAAUAUUGGGCACAGUUAUCACAAUCUCUCAGCAUAAUCCCAGUCAACGCUUGUCGAUUAUUUUGGUAAUGUUCAAACAAUCUUUGAUAAAGUCCAAGUCAUUUACAUAGUCAAUAUAGAACAGUGACUAAACUGAAAUACCUGCACCAGAUCGCAAGUUUGCAUUUUCUUUUAUAAUGAUGCUGCUGGGGAUGGGAUUAUUGUUUUUAGCAUGCAUCAAGCCUGUUUUUUUUUUAUUCAGGUUUUUUCAUUAUUUUGACCAUUUAAAUCACAGAAGCUGAGUAACCUUUGAUGCUUUCCGUUUAUCUUCACGUUUAGCAGCAUUCCUGUUUCAUUAGUUGAUGAACUGAUAGAGCCUAACAGGACUCUUAGUUGAUGCUCUAUUAAAGACAGAUCGGGAAGUCUCCUCCCUCUAAUAACCCUUUUAUUAUAAACCUGACACUGUUCGUGACGAAGCUUGUUCUUAAAAACAAAAAAACUCUGACGUGUUUCUGUACUAAAGGAGAAUGAAAGCCAUCAUUCAGUGCAGGACUCGGCUGGAAAUGGGAUGGAUGUGAAGAGACAGAACGAACUGAUGGUGCCUGGUCAAACUCCUGAACUGAAUUCAUGCUACAUUAUUCACUUUUACUGACUCGCUCUGGCUUGGAUACUAAAAAAAAUAAAAAUCCACAACUUCA